This is a messenger RNA of Hypoxylon fragiforme, 1579 nucleotides long. Its product is annotated as Alpha/Beta hydrolase protein. Gene Ontology annotation, molecular function: serine-type peptidase activity. Gene Ontology annotation, biological process: proteolysis. The coding region runs from base 248 to 1501 and encodes 417 amino acids. Lineage: Eukaryota; Fungi; Ascomycota; Sordariomycetes; Xylariales; Hypoxylaceae. The record is from RefSeq and is a predicted model, not a curated record. The transcript has 2 exons.
GUCAUAACUAAGUCUGUAACUCUCAAUGUUUCCAGCUCCAUCUUCCAUUUUGUUUUUCUCUACAACAAGCUCAUCUUGUCCAGUUUAGCCGAGCCGUGAUAAAAAGAGAUGCUACUAAAUCCAUAGGUAGUAAAGCCCUAUCACCACAGCUAGUCAUUACCCUAUCAUUACUGAUACUUUGUUUGCAUAGGGCUCGCCGAGUCUAACACCAUGCCUUGCCUUGUCUUACAAUCGAGGGAAUCAGAUAAUGUUUCCGCGGCCCGACUUGAGCUUCACGCUCCCUAGCAUACACGACAACACACGACUGGACUGCCGAGUAUACCAUCCGCCGUAUCAUAGCGAGCCCAUGGGUACAUCGCAACGACAUGCCGCUGUCGUAGCCCAUCCAUAUGCCCCCUUGGGCGGAUCCUAUGAUGACCCGAUUGUGUGUCUCCUUGCGAAAACCCUCUUAGAUGUUGGCUUUGUCGUCGCCACCUUCAAUUUUAGGGGCGCAUCCUCGUCGGACGGCCAUACCUCAUGGACCUCGAAACCUGAGCGCGCCGAUUAUAUGUCUGUUGCAGGCUUUCUCAUUUAUUAUAUUCACUAUCUACGUCCUCCCCAACGUCCAUCCGUCGCCACUUCCGGGAUCCCGACUGCUCCGACCUUCUUGUUUGCAGGGUAUUCAUACGGGGCCAUGGUGACGAUGCAACUCCCCCCUCUCACUGCUUUUCUGGGACACUUUGCGUCUCCAGUAACACAUACCGCCUUCGCAGACAUCCGACUGCGAGCACAGCACCUUGCCGAACAGCAGACUGUCGUGCUUGAUACUCCUUCCUCUCCGAGGAAGUCGUUAGGCAUGCGGGUUGGCGGUGAUGAGGACACUUCGCCACGAAAGGCUCACGAUAAGCUAAGGAUGCAUUCGCCUGACCGAGAAGAAAGGAUACGAAAAGGAGUAAAGGACUUGCUAUCGCGGAGCAAGUUAAUCCAUAGGAAGCAGGAUCAUCAUCAUGCCGUCGAAUCCGGGGGUUCUGGGCACGAGGGGCACGAGAUGCACAGGGAGCCCUGCCUAGAAAAAUUGGAUAAUCUCACGAGAUUCUGCAGUGCAUAUCUACUAGUAUCCCCUCCAGUCGGCAUUGUUACGCACUUAGCGACCAUGAGCUUCUCGAAUCCCUUGUCAAAUUGGUCGAGGAGGAUAAGGGGAGGAGGCACUGGGACAAUGAAAGACCAACGAGGCGACCAACAAGGCGAUAUGGAGCAAGAGGAUGAGGCAGAGACGAAGCUUAUGCUUCACCCCACCCUAGUUAUAUAUGGUGAUCAAGAUGGCUUCCUAACCCCAAGAAAAAUGCGCGACUGGACGGUGCAGCUGAGCAGCACCGAUGGAUCUCAAUUCCGCUAUGUAGUAAUUCCGGGCGCGGGACAUUUCUGGGCAGAAGACAACGUCGGAUACAAGCUUAAAGAGGCCGUUUCCUCUUUCGCAGCUAAGCUCAUAAGACCAAGAGAUCUCCAGAAGACUCAGUCAUAAUCCAUAUAUAUAUAUAUAUUAUCUUUACAUAUAGGCAUCUUUUACUGUUUGUCUCCUUACCUUCAUCUUCCCUUGAAC